AAAUAAAAGGGACGCGUUGGCUGGCGUCGGUCCGCCGCCCGCACUACCACGCCCCCGCUCCUCUCGUCUCUAUCUUCGCCUCUUCCAUCGCAGGAUUCAGCGGCCAUGGGCGGCGGCAACGCCCAGAAGUCCAAGAUGGCGCGCGAGAGGAACGCCGAGAAGAACAAGGGCGGCAAAGGCAGCCAGCUGGAGGCCAACAAGAAGGCCAUGAACAUCCAGUGCAAGAUCUGCAUGCAGACCUUCAUCUGCACCACCUCCGAGGCCAAGUGCAAAGAACAUGCGGAGGCGAGGCAUCCCAAGAACGACCUCUACCAGUGCUUCCCCCACCUCAAGAACUAGUAAGCAGCAGAAGCAUAUGCUCUGCUCAGCUAAAAGACAAGUACUACAUAUAUAUAUAUACGCUGUGUGUCAAUUAAUGGGUUCUAGGCUGCUGCUGAUGCGGCUGCUUCGUUCGUGUUGCCCCGUCUGAUUAUGUACUGUAACCCUUGGCUGUCAGCCUGCUGUGCUAAAAACCAUUGGUUCUGUGUGGAUUCAUGCUGCCUGCCUGUGCUGUGCUUGCUCAAUAUUUUCUUCU
Zea mays is the source of this 574-nucleotide messenger RNA. RefSeq lists its product as uncharacterized. The transcript is spliced from 3 exons. Lineage: Eukaryota; Viridiplantae; Streptophyta; Magnoliopsida; Poales; Poaceae. The coding region runs from base 106 to 339 and encodes 77 amino acids. The record is from RefSeq and is marked validated.